AUGUUACCGGAAGAUACUAUCCCCAAGUCACCUCUUGAUAAGCCGCUUCAGCAGCUCACAGAAGAAGACAUUUCUCCGAUUACCCGUGAGGACUGCCGCCGUUACCUCAAGGAGAAAGGGAUGAGGAGGCUGUCGUCGAACAAAUUGCAGGCGAUUCAGCAAGUGAUAAUGCACAAGAGGCUACUUGAAACGACGACGUCAGAUGCUGAAGCUGAGGCUUGCAAAAAGCUCUACCUUCCCCACCCUAAUAAUGAGUACGAUGAUAAUCCGCAGGGCGUGAGGGAGAAGCUGCCAUUUAUGAGAAAGGAUCUGGGGAAACCUGAUUCUCCUGGUGAUCUGUGUGGGAGCUUGGUUUCUGCCAACAAUGAAUCUGCCCCUCCUAGGCAGGGGCGAAUUCAGACUUAUAGUUCAGCUAGGGCGGCGAAUGUUGACCCGUGA
Molecule: messenger RNA, 438 nt
Organism: Fraxinus pennsylvanica
Lineage: Eukaryota; Viridiplantae; Streptophyta; Magnoliopsida; Lamiales; Oleaceae
Source: the annotation of a GenBank genome assembly